Molecule: messenger RNA, 3648 nt
Organism: Lagopus muta (rock ptarmigan)
Lineage: Eukaryota; Metazoa; Chordata; Aves; Galliformes; Phasianidae
Gene: IPO8
Product: importin 8
Exons: 25
Coding region: 75-3305 (1076 amino acids)
Biological process (GO): protein import into nucleus
Cellular component (GO): cytosol; nuclear envelope
Molecular function (GO): small GTPase binding
Source: RefSeq, a predicted model, not a curated record
GCUCACACCUGACUGCUCUGCCUCUGCUCAAAGAACACCUGUGGAUUCACCUGCUGUCUUCAAUUGCCUCCUGUAUGAUUUCUAGAGCCUGGGAGGGAGUGGGUCUGUCCCAAGAUCUCAGUGAGCACAACAACAAACCAGUGAGAAUGUGCUGGUGUAGAAGAAAUACUGCUGUGUGCAGCAUUUUGGAAGUCCUCUGUUCCAAAUGUUGCAAGCAGCGCGUGGUUUUCCUGACUGAGUUUGCUGCAGCAUCAUCCUAUAAAAUCAUCAAUUUUGCUCCAAGUCUACUGCAAAUCAUAGUAUCAGAUCAAGUUGAGUUUCCAGUGCGUCAAGCAGCUGCCAUCUACCUGAAGAACAUGGUGACGCAGUACUGGCCAGACCGUGAACCACCUCCUGGAGAAGCAGUAUUUCCUUUCAACAUUCAUGAGAACGAUCGGCAGCAGAUUCGUGAUAAUAUUGUAGAAGGAAUAAUUCGCUCUCCUGACUUAGUGAGAGCCCAGCUGACAAUGUGCCUGCGUGCUAUCAUUAAGCAUGACUUUCCUGGCCAUUGGACAGCGGUUGUUGACAAGAUAGGCUACUACUUGCAGUCUCAAAACAGUGGCAGCUGGCUUGGGAGCCUUCUGUGCCUGUAUCAGCUGGUGAAGACUUAUGAAUACAAGAAAGCAGAGGAGCGAGAUCCUCUGAUAGCAGCAAUGCAGAUAUUUUUGCCUCGUAUUCAGCAGCAAAUGAUCCAGCUUCUGCCUGAUAAUUCCCAUUACUCUGUGCUUCUUCAGAAACAAAUUUUAAAAAUCUUCUAUGCUCUUGUUCAGUAUGCAUUGCCACUCCAGUUGGUGAAUAACCAGACCAUGACUCAGUGGAUGGAGAUCUUCCGUACCAUCAUUGACAGGAAUGUACCUCCUGAGACUUUACAAAUCGAUGAAGAUGACAGACCAGAGCUGGUGUGGUGGAAAUGCAAGAAAUGGGCAUUACAUAUCGUAGCUCGUCUUUUUGAACGGUAUGGAAGCCCAGGAAAUGUAACUAAAGAAUACUUUGAAUUCUCAGAGUUUUUUCUAAAAACAUAUGCUGUGGGCAUACAACAAGUUCUGUUAAGAAUCUUAGACCAAUACAGACAAAAGGACUAUGUUGCACCACGUGUUCUUCAGCAGACGUUAAAUUACCUGAACCAAGGGGUCAUUCACUCUGUAACGUGGAAGCAAAUGAAGCCACACAUACAGAGUAUAACAGAGGAAGUGAUAUUCUCCCUAAUGUGCUACAAAGAUGAGGAUGAAGAGCUGUGGCAAGAAGAUCCGUAUGAAUAUAUCCGCAUGAAAUUUGAUGUAUUUGAGGAUUAUGCAUCCACAACAACAGCAGCACAGAAUCUCCUUUAUACAGCAGCAAAGAAGAGAAAAGAGGUAUUGCCAAAAAUGAUGGCAUAUUGCUACCAGAUUCUGACAGAACCAAACAUUGAUCCGAGGAAGAAAGAUGGAGCUUUGCAUGUGAUAGGAUCCUUAGCAGAUAUUUUACUGAAAAAGAGUGUAUUCAAGGAUCAAAUGGAGCUGAUGUUACAGAAUCAUGUAUUUCCACUGUUCAUGUCCAACCUGGGGUACCUCAGAGCUAGAUCCUGUUGGGUACUUCAUUCAUUCAGUGCUUUGAAUUUUCACAAUGAGCUGAACUUGAGGAAUGCAGUAGAGCUGGCAAAGAAGAGCCUGAUUGAUGAUAAAGAAAUGCCUGUCAAGGUAGAAGCUGCCAUAGCUCUUCAGAUGUUAAUAAGCCACCAGGAGCAAGCUAAGGAAUACGUGAAGCCAUAUGUAAGACCAGUUAUGCAAGAGCUCUUGCACAUUGUUAGAGAGACAGAAAAUGAUGAUCUUACAAAUGUAAUCCAGAAGAUGAUCUGUGAGUACAGUCAGGAAGUAGCUACCAUUGCUGUUGACAUGACACAACACCUGGCUGAAAUAUUUGGUAAAGUACUUCAGAGUGAGGAAUAUGAGGAAGUGGAGGACAAAACAGUUAUGGCCAUGGGUAUCUUGCACACUAUUGACACUAUCCUAACAGUUGUGGAAGAUCACAAGGAGAUAACUCAACAGCUGGAGAGCAUUUGUUUGCAGAUCAUCGGCCUUGUUUUGCAGAAGCACGUUAUAGAGUUUUACGAAGAAAUUCUUUCCUUGGCAUACAGCUUGACGUGCCAGAUGAUUUCACCUCAAAUGUGGCAGCUUUUAGGUGUUCUCUAUGAGGUUUUCCAGCAGGAUUGCUUUGAAUACUUUGCAGAUAUGAUGCCUCUCUUGCAUAAUUACGUGACCAUUGACACUGAUACUUUACUGUCUAAUCCAAAGCAUUUAGAAAUCAUUUACGCUAUGUGUAAAAAGGUAUUGACAGGAGAUGCAGGAGAAGAUGCAGAGUGCCAUGCAGCCAAGCUCCUAGAAGUAAUUGUUCUUCAGUGCAAAGGACGGGGUAUUGACCAGUGCAUUCCACUCUUUGUGGAGGCUGUUCUGGAGCGGUUGACAAGAGGAGUUAAAACAAGCGAGCUUCGUACCAUGUGUCUUCAGGUUGCCAUAGCUGCACUCUAUUACAAUCCUGACCUACUUUUGCACACCUUAGAGAACAUCAGAUUUCCACACAACCCUGAGCCCAUCACUGCACAGUUCAUAAACCAGUGGAUGAAUGACACAGACUGUUUUCUUGGACUCCAUGACAGAAAGAUGUGUAUAAUAGGACUGAGCAUCCUAAUGGAGUUACAGAACCGACCACCUGCAGUGGAUGCUGUGGCUGCUCAGAUUGUCCCUUCAAUCCUCCUCCUCUUCUUGGGCUUGAAACAAGUUUGCGCCUCGCGAGAACUCACAGAACACGAGGAUCAUGCUAAAGAUGAUAAACACGUUGCAGAAGAUAAUGAAGAGAUACCAAGUGAUGAGGAGGAGACGAAUGAAGUGAGCCAGGCAAUGCAAGAGAACCAUGGUGGAGGUGGAGACGAACAUGGAGAAGAAGAGGAUGACGAUGAUGAUGAUGAUGACUGGGAUGAAGAUGCCUUGGAAGAGACUGCUCUUGAAGGGUUCAGUACACCUCUUGACCUUGAAAAUGGUGUUGAUGAAUACCAGUUUUUCACACAAGCACUUUUAGCGGUGCAGAGCCGAGAUGCUGCCUGGUACCAUUUGCUGACAGCACCACUGAGUGAGGAUCAGAAGAAACAGCUGCAGGAAAUUUAUACAUUAGCAGAGCACCGGCGAAAUGCUGCAGAGACUAAGACAAUAGAGCAGCAAAGUGGCUACACGUUUGACAACAAAGGACUGGUCAUAGCAUUUAACUUUGCUGGAAGUACUCCCGGUGGAAACUGAAGGAUCAACUACGAAGGUCAAUGAGAAGGGUUUCAUCAUUACAUUUUCUUAAACUCAUCAUGACUUCUGAGUGAUAGGGGAGGGUAAUUUAAUGCUGCUGAAGGUUUUCUGAAAUAUAGCAGUGUGCUUCCCCCACCAGAAUGCUUUUUCUAACUGGCUACUGUAAUUUACAAAUUCUUGUGGUGUUUUUAUAAUUUGAUGGACUGAAAAGGAAACGUUUGUCCUCAAGGAACCGGAAUGACUGGGAGGGGCCAGGCUGCAUCUAAUUGAGUUGCACUUCUCAGGUUUUUUGCUGUGCAGAAUUGAUAGAUUCAUAUGGAUAACAGUGCCUUCUGUUGUACAU